AUGAUCAGCCUUGCCCAUGACGAAAGAAAAGAAAAUUCCCUACUAACAUGUCAUCGUCGGAAGUGUGAUCUCCGGCCGGACGCGUGCGGUCAAUGUCGCAGGGCCGGUUUAUUGUGCCACGGCUACCGAAACCCCGAUGCCCUGCAGUUCCGCAACGAGAACCGUUCCGCGGAACAAAGGGCACUCGCUCGGCGGGGUGACGUUCGGUACCCUCCGGGGAGCCGUCCAGCUGUCCUCGAGCUGAGCUGGGACACCAGAGCCCGAUACGCGUUCUUUUCGACAUAUGUCAACACCUUCACCCGGAGCAUGAAUGAGAUAGCUCACCACUACCGCACCGCAAGGGAAAUGGACCAUCUUUCAGCAAGUGUCGAAGCAAUCAGUCAGGCUUUUAUGGCUGUUCAGCUAGGUAACCCGGAACUUCUCCGAUCGGCCAAAUCGAGCUACGUCACGGCGAUCCAGCGGCUGGGCCACAUUCUGAACUCACUAGAGGCCGAUGAAUCAGAAAGAGCGCUGCAGACCGUUCUCCUCCUUGACAUGUACGAGAAACUGGUCCACCGAGACCCCGGCACUUCUCAAUCAUGGUUGAGCCAUGCUCACGGGGGCUUGUCAUUACUGGGUGCCCGUGUGACAAGCAUUAUAUCGACCCCAACCGGCUGCCAAGUUGCCGCUCGCCUUGUGACGGCGGUGACUGUGAGCAGUGCCACGGUUGGUGACAGGGUACCCCCACAGCUUGCCGCCGUCCGUCACAAUAUCGGUUAUCGCGUCAAGGGCGUGAAGUGGACCUUCCUGGGUGUGCUUGGGCUGGUCGUCAACCUCAAGUCAGACGUCACUCGUGGUGGGGUGUCACCCUUGGAUCUACUACUGAGAGCAAAAGACUUGGAUAAUCAGAUCAAGACUUUGGACAGAGCUCGACCGGCGGAAUGGCUGCCGCGGACCGUGCAAGUUCCUACAGAUGAACGGGUCCUGGGACAGUCUUACGACGUCUACCCCGAUCACUACAUCACCCAAGUGUCCAACGCGAUUUGCACAAUCCGCCUCAUUCUUUACGACUUGGUUCAACGGCACAUCCCCAUGGAGACACGCCCGAGGGACGACAUCUUCCAUGGGACCAUUCGCGACUCGGUCAGCCAGAUAUGCGCCUCAGUACCCCAGUUCAUCCUGCCAGGUGUACAUGAAACCAACUCGUUACCCUUCUCGCCGGUCCAGCAGCUUCAUUGUAGUACUCUGUUGGCGCCCCUCUACCUGAUCAACCAGGUCUCCGAAGACGAGGCGGUCAAAGCCUGGAUCCUGCGAUGCUUGAGAUUCAUGUGGGGAUCCGGCGGCUUCAAAGCCGCCAAAGAAAUAAUGCAUGUCUUGCAAACAACGCCGGACUUGGAUUACUGGACCGUCUUUGCCAAGACUGGAAGCUACGCGAUCCUAGCCUGA
Colletotrichum higginsianum IMI 349063 is the source of this 1425-nucleotide messenger RNA. RefSeq names its product ThiJ/PfpI family protein. NCBI's taxonomy places the organism in Eukaryota, Fungi, Ascomycota, Sordariomycetes, Glomerellales, Glomerellaceae. The transcript has a single exon. The coding region runs from base 1 to 1425 and encodes 474 amino acids. The record is from RefSeq and is a predicted model, not a curated record.